GGCUGACGUAGGUGUGGAGCAGGUUUUUCUGUCGUGCCCCGCCAUUUUCAACUUUCUUUGCAAUUUAUCACCAAAAGUGCCUUUACACCACGAAUUGGGCCACGAACCCGAGAUCUGAGGCCAGACAACAACCGAAUAUCGACUCGAGACAGCUUCUGCAACCGCAACCGCAAUCAUGGCGACUACAGUGGACAAGAUCAAAGAUAUUGAGGCCGAAAUGGCCAAAACCCAGAAGAACAAGGCGACUUCGUACCAUUUGGGUCAGCUUAAGGCCAAGUUGGCCAAGCUCAAGCGCGAACUGUUGACUCCCAGCGGCGGAGGUGGUGGCGGAGGUGCUGGUUUCGAUGUGGCCAGAACAGGCGUAGCCAGUAUUGGCUUCAUCGGCUUCCCUUCGGUGGGCAAGAGUACGCUCAUGAGCAGACUGACAGGCCAACACUCGGAGGCUGCCGCCUACGAAUUCACCACCUUGACCUCUGUGCCUGGUCAAGUUGUCUAUAACGGUGCCCCCUUGCAGAUUAUUGACCUUCCCGGUAUCAUUGAGGGUGCCAAGGAUGGCCGAGGUCGAGGUCGACAAGUCAUCGCCGUCGCUAAGACAUGCCAUCUGAUCUUCAUUGUGCUGGAUGUCAAUAAGCCUCUGACGGAUAAGCGGGUGAUUGAGGCGGAACUCGAGGGUUUCGGAAUCCGUAUCAAUAAGGAACCCCCCAACAUCACCUUCAGGAAGAAGGACAAGGGUGGCCUCAAUAUCACCAGCACUGUACCCCUGACACAUAUCGACCACGGCGAGAUUAAGGCUGUCAUGAGCGAAUAUCGCAUCAAUUCUGCGGACAUUACAAUCCGGUGUGACGCUACCGUUGAUGACCUGAUCGACGUUCUCGAGGCAAAGAGCAGAAGUUAUAUUCCCGUUGUCUACUGUCUGAACAAGAUUGAUUCCAUUAGCAUUGAGGAGCUUGACCUUCUCUAUCGAAUUCCCAAUGCUGUCCCCAUCAGUUCCGAGCACGGAUGGAACAUUGAUGAGCUGAUGGAGGCCAUGUGGGACAAGCUAAACCUUGUCCGCGUGUACACAAAGCCCAAGGGCAAGCAGCCUGAUUACUCUCAGCCUGUCGUGCUCCGAUCUACGCGCUGCACUGUUGAAGAUUUUUGCAACGCCAUUCACCGAAGCAUUACGGAAGUUUUCAAGACGGCCAUCGUUUAUGGCAAGUCAGUCAAGCAUCAGCCUCAACGCGUUGGCCUGGCUCACGAACUGUGUGAUGAGGAUGUUGGUAGGUUACCCCGGAGUCUCCGACAACGACCCUCGACCCCAGCAGCAGCCUCAAGACAGAUUGAGAAUGGGAGGGACAAGUAGUUAGGCCGCAGUGAGCUUGAUCUACCCGAUGCAGUCGGGAUCUUGCUUCGUUGAUGAGCCAGGGCGCCCAUGAUCCCAGUCUCAGUCUGAUCCGUUGCACCAAGGCGGCUAGGGUUGCAUUGUACCAAGCUCACAGCAACGCUAACCAUUGUAACAGUAACCAUUGUCAAGCGAUGAAG
Messenger RNA from Fusarium oxysporum Fo47, 1521 nucleotides. Its product is annotated as GTP-binding protein RBG1. Gene Ontology annotation, molecular function: GTP binding; GTPase activity. Gene Ontology annotation, cellular component: cytoplasm. The transcript is spliced from 6 exons. Gene Ontology annotation, biological process: cytoplasmic translation. Bases 176 to 1342 code for a protein of 388 amino acids. The record is from RefSeq and is a predicted model, not a curated record. Lineage: Eukaryota; Fungi; Ascomycota; Sordariomycetes; Hypocreales; Nectriaceae.